AUGUCUUCGAAUUCAGAUAUUAAAAAUGAAUUUAAUGAAAAUACCACAGCAUACCUAAAUUGGUUAAAAGAAAAUCAAGUUGAAAUAUCUCCCAAAAUAACAAUUCAUGAUUAUACUUCUAUAAAUCAAGGUAGAGGAAUUAUAGCCCUAAAAGAUAUAAAAAAGGGAGAAAUUUUAGGUAAAAUUCCAAAAAUUUUAUUAAUUAAUCUACAACAAAAUUUAUUAAUUUCAACUUAUCCACACUUAAAACAAAAAUUUAUAAGGUUAAAUCAUUGGGAUUCUUUAAUUAUUAUACUAUCUUAUGAAAUUAGAAAUAAGACAAAAAGUAAAUGGCAAAAUUAUUUAAAUGUAUUACCUAAAGAUAAAUCAAAUUUUAAUCAAUUAAUGUUUUGGAAUUCACAGGAAUUAGAUAUGUUGAAACCUUCAUUUAUAUUAGAAAGAAUUGGUAAAGAUGAUGCUGAAAAAAUGUAUUAUCAAAUUAAAGAAAUUAUAAAUCAAUUGGAGUUAAAAGAGUUAGAAGAUUUAACAUUUGAUGAAUAUAAUAUAAUUGCAACUUUAAUAAUGUCAUAUUCUUUUGAUAUUGAAUUAACAGAAGAAGAAGAAAAUAAAUUAAUUUUUGAUCAAUUGAAUACAAAUUUAGAUAUACAAGAUAAUGAAAAAGAUUCUGAUGAAGAAAAAGAAGAAAUUUCAAUAUUAUUAGAUGGUCAUUUAAAAUCAAUGGUACCAUUAGCAGAUACAUUAAAUGCAGAUACAAAUUUUAAUAAUGCAAUAAUAAUUCAUGAAAUAGAUUCAUUAAUAAUAACAAGUAUAAAAGAUAUAGCCAAAGGUGAACAAAUAUAUAAUACUUAUUCAAAUCAUCCAAAUAGUGAAAUUUUAAGAAGAUAUGGUUAUGUUGAACCAGAAGGUUCAAAAUUUGAUUUUGGUGAUAUUCCAUUAAUUAUUAUACAAAAUUUUUUUAAAACCAAAUACAACAUUGAACAAGAUAAAUUAAAUUUAUUAUUUGAAAUAAUUGGACAAAUUUCAUAUGAAGAAAGAAUAGAAGAAGAUGACCAAGAAGGAGGAGUUGAACUAAUUAUUGAUUCUUAUGAUUGUUUUAAAAGUGGAGAAGUUAUAAUAGAAUUAAUUUUUAUAAUUCAAUUAAUUACAACUUUCCUCAAAUCAAAUUUAAAAUUUGAAAAAAAAUAUAUCAAAAGAUUUUAUUAUAAGAUUUAUCAAUUAAUUUCUUCAAAAAAAGUAACUAAUGAAUUUUUAAAAAAUUUUAAAGAAAUUUUAGAAAUUAGAUUAAAUCAAUAUCCAAUUUUUGCUAGCCAACCUUUUAGCUCCAAUGCAAACGCAAACACAAGAGAAGAAAUGGCUCAAAUAGUAUUAAAAUCUGAAUAUCAAUCUUUAAAAAAUUGUCAAAUUAAUGGGUUAGUUACUAUAGGUAAAACUUUAAAUUCUAAAAAAAUAAAAUUAAUUGAUGAUGAUAAAUUAAUUAGAGCUAUUGUUAAAAAGAGAAAUAAAGAUGAUAAUGGUGAUGAUGUUGAAGAAGAUGAAGAUGAGGAGGUAGAGGAAGAAGAUGGUGAUGUCGAUGAAGAAGCUGAUGGACAUAUAGAUGGACAUAUAGAUGGACAUAUAGAUGGUCAUGAUAAAAGAAAUGGUCAUAUACUGAAUGGCAAAAAACAAAAAAUGUAA
Molecule: messenger RNA, 1674 nt
Organism: Lodderomyces pseudojiufengensis
Lineage: Eukaryota; Fungi; Ascomycota; Pichiomycetes; Serinales; Debaryomycetaceae
Gene: RMS1
Product: ribosomal lysine N-methyltransferase
Exons: 1
Coding region: 1-1674 (557 amino acids)
Biological process (GO): peptidyl-lysine monomethylation
Cellular component (GO): nucleus
Molecular function (GO): protein binding; protein-lysine N-methyltransferase activity
Source: RefSeq, a predicted model, not a curated record